This is a messenger RNA of Adineta ricciae, 1746 nucleotides long. NCBI's taxonomy places the organism in Eukaryota, Metazoa, Rotifera, Eurotatoria, Adinetida, Adinetidae. The record is from the annotation of a GenBank genome assembly.
AUGUCGUGGAUAUUUGGUUAUAAAAAACCGGUGCUCGAUCUUCCACCACAAGGUGCUGGUGAUGGUGGUUCAUCUUUCCCACCCGAUAACAGUGGAAACAACAAAUCGUCAAGCAACCCAGAUCCAAAAUCGUAUGCAGGACGGGAAUCUAUCUAUAAAUUCGAUUCAACGGCUCUCGAACGUGCUGCGCAAGCUGCUAAAGAACUUGAACGUUCCCCACAUGCAAAUCAAGCGUUUGAUGUUGUUAAAAUGCAAGAACAGACGAAGCAGCUCGAAAUUCAAAAGCAAAUGAAGGAAUAUGCUCAACAUGAAGAAGAAAUUCGUUUCAAACAUCAACAACAAUUGAACGAAGAAAAGCGACGAAUGAUGAAUGAUGAAACGCAUCAUCAAAAUGAGCGAGCAAAAUUUCAAGAUCAAUUAGCACGUAAACGUAUGCAAGAUCAAGCUGCUGAACAAGCUCGAUUACAAGAUGAAGAACGUCGCCGACAAGAAGAAUCUGUUCGAAAACAAGAAGAAAUGAAACAACGUUCUAUUGAAUACGCGGAACAAGUGCGUCAUCAAUAUGAUAUGAAACGACUCGAAGCCGAACUCAAAGGCAAAGCACAAAUCGAACGCGAGAAUCGAGAAAUUUAUCUUGAACAGAUUAAACUCAAAGCUGAGGAACAACGCAAGACCGUUCUUGACAGUAUUAAAACAGCAGGAAGUGUGGUUGGAACUGGUAUUACAAGUUUACUCGAAAAUCCAAGUAAAAUUCUAAUGGCUACCGGUGGUAUUACUUUACUUGCUCUUGGUGUCUAUUCUGCUCGUGGUGCUACUCAAACUGCAGUGAAAUAUCUUGAUUCACGGCUUGGUAAACCGUCGUUAAUCCGUGAAACGUCAAGAACUACUUUGCUUACUGCACUUCGCGCUCCAGUGAAAACCGUUCGACGCUUCUUUUUCUCUAAUGCUGAAGAUUCAUUGAAAGGAGUCGUACUUGAUCCUGCUCUUGAAUCGCGUCUGCGAGAAAUUGCGAUUGCAACAAGAUUUACAAAGAAAAAUUACGGAUUGUUUAGAAAUUUACUGAUGCAUGGACCACCCGGCACAGGCAAAACUCUGUUUGCUAAGAAAUUAGCAGCUCAUUCAGGCCUUGACUACGCCAUUAUGACCGGUGGUGAUGUAGCACCAUUAGGACGUGAGGCAGUUACAGCCAUACAUAAGGUAUUUGAUUGGUCUCAAACAAGCCGUCGUGGUUUACUGUUAUUCAUCGACGAAGCCGAUGCGUUCUUGAGAAAACGAGCCACUGAAAAAAUCGGUGAAGACAUGCGUGCGGCAUUGAACGCAUUUCUCUAUCGCACUGGUGAACAGUCGAGUCGGUUUAUGUUAGUCCUUGCCAGUAAUGAACCAGAACAAUUCGAUUGGGCCGUAAACGAUCGUUUGGAUGAAAUGGUUCAGUUUGUUCUACCAACGCUUGCCGAACGUCGUCGAAUGACUUAUCUCUACUUCGACACAUACAUUCUGAAAUCAGCUGAACGCCGUCGUCCAAUUAAGCUUGGCGCAUUUGAUUUCGAGAAGAAAUGUGAAGAAUUAGCUCAACGUACGGAUGGCUUUUCUGGUCGUGAGAUUGCGAAAUUGUUAGCCGCUUGCCAAGCAUCUGCUUAUGCUUCGGAAGAUGGAACAUUAACAGAGGAAAUGAUAGAUAAAAAAUUACGAGAUGCACUUGAAAGUCAUCGUAAAAAAGUUGAAUGGCGUGCGGAAGAAGAACGUUAA